This is a messenger RNA of Closterium sp. NIES-67, 1555 nucleotides long. NCBI's taxonomy places the organism in Eukaryota, Viridiplantae, Streptophyta, Zygnematophyceae, Desmidiales, Closteriaceae. The record is from the annotation of a GenBank genome assembly.
UAAAACCCAGGGAUUUUCCUGUCAUCUAUUCGUCCCUCUGCUCAGCAUGGGUAUCCCCAUUAGAGAGCUCCCCGGUUCCCCUACAACAACUCAACCGCAUUGCGCAGCCGUGCCGCACGUCUGGUCUCGAUUCGUCGACGCCUUCGUUGAUUUCGCCGUCGGCGGCCACGUGCUCGCGGGCCGUGCGAAGGAUUCGCCACGGUGGACUCAGCCUGUCCAAUCAGCAGCGUUAGAUCCUGCCACUGACCAAUCAGGACGAGAACGGGAGACGGCUUCCGUCAAUCAGACGGAUUCAUUCAGUCCAGGAAACACCGAGGGGCCGCCUCCGUUAGCGACGGUGCUUCCGGCAGCAGAUCGGGUGGUGGCGAUCGGCGACAUUCACGGCGACAUCGCCAAGGCCCGACAAGCUCUUCGCACGGCAGGGCUGAUCGACGGCCACGAUCGCUGGACGGGAAAAUCGACGGUUCUCGUGCAGGUUGGGGAUCUUCUAGAUCGGGGAGGCCAGGAACUAGCCGUUGUGUACCUAUUUGAGAAAUUAAGGCGGGAAGCGAGGCAAGCCGGCGGCGCGGUGCACGUGUUACUUGGUAACCACGAGACGGGGAAUUUCGAGGGCUGGUUUCGUUACGCAACGAGAGAGGGCAGGAGGGAUUUUCAGAGAUGGGCAGCAUGGGAGAGGCUGGGGAUUGGUUUCCGGGCAGCUUGUGAAGGAGGUAGGGUUUCUCCCGAUCCUCUAGCUUCGGUUUCCGAACGUGUGAGGUCGGAGCUUCGAGCACGCAUGGCAGCUUUGUCUCCGGGCAGCCCGCUUCUGCAGCGGUUUUUUGCGGACAACCCGAGUGUACUUCGGCUGGGCAGCACAGUUUUUGUGCACGGAGGGCUGCUGCCCGAACACGUGCAAUACGGCCUGGAGCGUAUCAACCAGGAGGGGCAGGAAUGGAUUCUUUCGCCUGCCCGGCGGCCGGAUGGGCUGCCCGAACGCGGGCCACAUUUUUUCCACACCCGGAACGCGGUCGUGUGGGUUCAAGAAUACUCCCACACUGACCCUUCGAUAUGCGACUGCAGACUGCUGGAACGGACGCUCGAGAUGCUCCCAGGCUCUCACCGGAUGGUUAUGGGCCACACGAUUCAGCAGCCGGGAGGGAUCAACGCUACUUGUAGAGGGAAGGCUAUUAGAGUGGAUGUGGGGAUGUCGGAGGGGUGCGGAGGGGCAGAGGCGGAAAUUUUGGAGAUAAGGAAAGAUAGGGAGGUGUGGGUGGUGAGGGCAGCAGAGGAACCUGCGGGGAAGCCUGGUAAAGCGCAUGUGCUGGCAGGGACGGAGUUGCCUGCAGAUAAGAGCGGGUUCUGGGGGAAGCUGAAGGAGGCGAUGGGAGCAAGAGUGGCGUGACUGCAGCAGCAGUAGCAGCAGCAGCAGCAGCAGCAGCAGCAGCAGCAGCAGCAAUGGAUCUGCUAUGAAUGGCAGUGUUGUGUGACUGAUAUCUGAUGAGAUUAUCAGAUCAGAUUUCCUGGUUCGGUCAGUCACAUUGUUUUUGCAGAGAGCUUGGUACAAAUGGUGGCGGUU